This is a messenger RNA of Ruditapes philippinarum (Manila clam), 1809 nucleotides long. RefSeq names its product chloride channel CLIC-like protein 1. Gene Ontology annotation, molecular function: chloride channel activity. The record is from RefSeq and is a predicted model, not a curated record. The coding region runs from base 143 to 1762 and encodes 539 amino acids. Gene Ontology annotation, cellular component: membrane; endoplasmic reticulum. The transcript has 8 exons. Lineage: Eukaryota; Metazoa; Mollusca; Bivalvia; Venerida; Veneridae.
AAUCUCCACGCAGUAAUCUCCCUUUUAAUUCACUCAGCGGCAAACUGUCAUGAAAGUUACAACAGAAAUUUGAACGUAAAAAAAGUUGUAGCAAUAUAUGUAUAUACAUAUUUAUCCUUAAUCAAAAAUAGGGUAAAAAAUCAUGCAGUGUGUUUGGAUUUCAUUUUUUAUUUUGAUGACUUUGACCUUUGUUGAUGCAGAGGACAGAGAUGAUUGGAUAGAUCCAAAUGACAUGCUGAACUUUGACCCAUCAACAAAUACUAUGAAGAAAAAAAAGGUGCAAAUUCCUGAUUUAAAGACUAUAACUACAACACCAUCGUCACAACAAGGUUCUGUACCUCAGAGUAACGAGUGCCCACCUUGUGAGAGUAUUCAUACAGACAAAGAGUGCCCUCAAUGUGAAGACUGUAAUGUGGCGGACAGGGCAUGUCCCGAGCCAAUCUUGUGUCCACCGUGUCACUGUGAGCAGCAAAAAGAUUGUGUUUGUGAACAAGCAGCCCUUCCUCUUCUCAGACAGUAUAUUAAAUCAAUAUUGAGUCAUGUAGGAGAAAUGCAUCCUGGUACUGGGAAAGAAGAAUUCAUGUUUCAUGUUUCACUCUCACCGGACAGAUUUGUCAUGCUGGAAAAGUUUGUAGCAACUGGUAAUCAAAAACAUGUGCAUGACGUACAUGAAAUUCUCUCUACAAUGAUUCAUAGAGUCGCAUCGUCUGAACUCGGAACAAUGGAAAAAACGGCAUUGUGGCUCGAGGACAAAAUAGGGCUCAAACUCGACCGUCUUAUACAGUUUUUCAUGCUUGGUGCCCUGGCUUCAGUAGUGUUAUUGAUAGAGUUAAAGCUACAUAUAGCAUGGAGAAGACGCGUCAGUCAGCUCAUUGUCCUCAUGUUUGUUAUAAGUGUACCAUGGACAUGGUAUGAAUUAUACAAGCAUGCAGAGAUAAAGCAGCAGUCAGUCGCAUCAAGGAAAGUACCGAAAGAGUGCCAGGGUGGCGAGAGUGAUGUAUGGUCAACAUUGAAGUCAUACUUUACCUUCCAAGAUGACAAAUGUCACGAGUACUAUGAACAUUUGAUGAUUGACCCAUUUGUCAAAGUGCCUCCUACAAAGGCAAUAGCAGUAACAUUUGUGAGAUUUUUUGUGGCUCCUUUGAAAGAUGUUGGUGGUGCCAUGAGCGAGUUUAUACGUGCUCUUCUUAUUGACCUUCCUGUGACCCUGUACCCUGUUGCCAUAGCAAUGGUUGCAUUAUUUUUCUUUAUGUUUCUAUUCAUGUGGUUUGGAUACAGUAUACGUCUGCCGUUGUUUCUGACUAUAGAGCGCAGUCCACAAUUGUCUGUAGCAGAUAGUCAGUUACACCAGACCGUACAACAGGCAAUACAAGAAAACAGUCAACAAACAGUAGCUCAGAUUAAAGAACUGCAAGAGAGGAUAGAAUCACGAGAAUCUGAAUUAGCUGAUAAAUUAUCCCAGCUUGAGAAGAAACAGCACCUUGCUUUAGAGUACAUGUCAUCGGAACCAUCCAGUCCUGCUGUCUCUCCUACCAUUUCAAGGUCAGAGGUCAGGGAAUCUUCCAAAAUAUCUGUGUCACCUGUCAAGGCCAAAUCUUCCUGCUCUGACCUUGAAAACAGAGAUGAUGAUGGUGAUAAAAUAACAAGCACCAAGGUCAAGGACAUCAUGAAUGACAAGAGAAAUAUAUCUGCUGCGGCAUGUGAUAAUAACUGUUCACAAGAUGAUAUUGUUACAUUAAAGCCGGAUGGUUUGAGAGAAUGAUGUGUGGUAGAUGGAUCAAUGUGAAGAGAAUAAAUCUCAAUUUCAUG